This is a messenger RNA of Pistacia vera, 2329 nucleotides long. RefSeq names its product inositol transporter 1-like. NCBI's taxonomy places the organism in Eukaryota, Viridiplantae, Streptophyta, Magnoliopsida, Sapindales, Anacardiaceae. The record is from RefSeq and is a predicted model, not a curated record. The transcript has 6 exons. Gene Ontology annotation, cellular component: membrane. Gene Ontology annotation, molecular function: myo-inositol:proton symporter activity. Bases 424 to 1956 code for a protein of 510 amino acids. Gene Ontology annotation, biological process: transmembrane transport.
CUUCCCUUCUUCUUUCCUCCCAAGUUCCCCAUGAACAAAAAUUUUCCCUAAAUUUCGGGAAAAUUCGUCGUCUGAUAGAAUCGAAAUCCUUUUCUCAAUUCAUUUCUGAUUCUUCCUUGCCCUCCGUUCUCUCCUCUAGACGACCAAAACGUCGUCGUUGGGAAGACAUUGUUGCUCUAAAAAAACUGCUUCAGUUGUCUUCUUUUCGAAGCUUCUCCACAAAAUUAAAAUCAAUCAUUUUGUUUUUGCGUUUUUGAAUAGACUGGAGUAGUAGCUUUAUUUUGACCUCUUUGACUUCCGUGAUUUCUUGAUAGUUUUAACCGUCGAGAGUCUUGAAGCAAUAAUCGUUUUUAAUAUCGUCAAGAAUCUUGAAGUGAUCAGUUUUGAUUGUUUGUUUGUUGAAGUUAAUUUCAGUGUAAAACGAUGACGUUGGAUUCGAUUCCCGGUAGUUCGGGUUACUUGGACGCAUUCCCGGAGAGGAGAAUGUCGUACUUCAGUAACUCGUACGUUCUUGGAUUGACGGUAAUUGCCGGCAUAGGUGGACUCCUAUUCGGCUACGAUACAGGUGUCAUAUCAGGAGCCCUUCUGUAUAUAAAAGAUGAUUUUGAGGUGGUAAAACAGAGUAGUUUCCUGCAGGAAACAAUUGUGAGCAUGGCUUUGGUUGGUGCAAUAAUUGGAGCUGCAUCAGGUGGUUGGAUUAAUGAUGCAUAUGGACGUAAGAAAGCUACUCUUCUUGCUGAUAUUGUAUUUACAGCUGGAGCAAUUGUCAUGGCCGCUGCUCCAGAUCCAUAUGUUCUAAUAUUGGGACGGCUUUUAGUUGGCCUGGGUGUGGGUGUGGCAUCUGUAACUGCUCCAGUAUAUAUAGCUGAAGCAGCCCCAUCAGAAGUAAGAGGUGGACUUGUUAGCACAAAUGUACUUAUGAUAACUGGUGGACAGUUUCUGUCCUACCUCGUAAAUCUUGCUUUUACUGAGGUACCUGGAACAUGGAGAUGGAUGUUAGGAGUAUCAGGUGUGCCAGCUGUCAUUCAGUUUGUCUUGAUGCUUUUUAUGCCAGAGUCUCCCCGGUGGCUUUUUAUGAAGAGGGAUAAAGAUAAAGCCAUUUCCAUUCUUAAUGUACAGAGUGAUAAAGAUAAAGCCAUUUCCGUGCUUGCUAGAAUUUAUGACAUUGAUCGGUUAGAGGAUGAAAUUGAUCACCUUUCUGCUGCUUCAGAGGAAGAACGCCAGAAAAAGAGUACUGUCAGAUACUUGGAUGUUUUUAAAAGAAAAGAGAUCAGACUUGCAUUUCUGGCUGGGGCUGGGCUUCAGGCUUUUCAGCAGUUCACGGGUAUAAAUACAGUUAUGUACUACAGCCCAACAAUUGUUCAAAUGGCCGGCUUCGAAUCAAACCAGCUCGCACUUCUCCUAUCUCUUGCUAUUGCCGCUUUAAACGCAGUUGGAACAAUUGUUGGGAUUUACCUAAUUGACCAUUUUGGAAGGAAAAAGUUGGCCCUCUCAAGUUUAUUUGGUGUAGUUUUAUCCCUUGUCCUCCUCGCUUGGGCAUUCUUUUCCGAAUCAUCUGGUUCCUCUAGUGGGCUCUAUGGGUGGAUUGCAGUUCUUGCAUUAGCCCUAUAUAUUGCUUUCUACUCACCUGGAAUGGGACCUGUGCCAUGGACUGUGAACUCCGAGGUGUAUCCUGAGCAAUACCGAGGGACAUGUGGGGGUAUGUCCGCUACUGUAAAUUGGGUCUCAAACUUGAUAGUAGCCCAAAGCUUUCUUUCAGUAGCUGAUGCUGUUGGUACCGGAGCCACUUUCUUGAUUCUCGCUUGCAUUGCUGUACUUGCAAUUGUGUUUGUGAUCGUAUUCGUGCCAGAGACUCAGGGAUUGACAUUUCUUGAAGUGGAACAGAUUUGGAAAGAGAGAGCUUGGGGCACUAUUUCCAACACAGAAAGCCUCCUGGAGCAUGGAAAUGACCCCUAAGGUUCGUGACAACCCAGAACCGGUGUUUCGAGUUUACAGAUUUCCAACAGUGUAAAGUUCGUGAUAAGGUGAGUAGCAUUUUAAAAUUAGUACUGAAUUUAGAGAUUCCGAACAUGGUUAUAGAUCAUUGAUGUACAUAUGGAUGCAUAAAGUAAAGUUUAUUACUAUGAACCCGAUCCACGCAGACCAUGGAAUCAACUUUUAUGUUCCAUGGUUUAAGAAUGUCAUCAUGCACGGGCAUAUAAACCUUAGGGAUGUACGAGAGACGAGUAGACUGUUGUGUUGAUAUAAGGCUUGUGUAGUCAUGUACUCGAGAGUGAUUUGUUGUACCUCUAGUAAAGGUACAUUGGAAUUGUUUAUAUUGUUUGUUUUU